AUGGAGGUGCGAAACAGUCCAGCAAGCAAACGGCGGAUUGCUAAGAAGCGCGUCCGAGUUACGCGGGCUUGUGAUGCCUGCAAAAGGAAGAAACUGCGCUGUAGUGGGACAUUACCCUGUCCGACGUGCCUCAAAACUAACAAAGCGUGCGAGUACACUGCCGAGUAUAACAGGGGCAAGCCCCCUCAGGUCCACAUCGCUCAGCCAUCAGUACAGGGCAAUGAACAGCAACAGAAAGCUGCAGCCGAGGGGGGCAGCACACCUCCUGCACCAUAUGCGCAUAUUCUGGAGCGCUAUAGCAUGCCCGACAGCCAGAUAGACAAUCCGCCCUCUCACGCCUCGCCUGAGCAUCAAACGGACUUGGAGGGCCAUUAUGUCGGUCCUUCGUCUGGGGUAUCCUUUCUCCUCCGAGCGCAGCGGAGACUCCAAAAAUAUGUCGCGUUGCCAACUAACACGCCGAUAUUUACGUUCGGAGACUCUCCACUCCCGGACGUUGAGUCGAACUUCAUGCUAUUGCCUCCCCGGAAUGAGGCCAAUGCGCUCUUGGCCCGGUACUUUGACUUCGCCUUUCCCACACAUCGCUUUCUCCAUCAGCCCCAGGUUGAGGGCUGGGUUGAAGAAUUCUAUCGCGCUGUGCAAGAGUCGGAGGCAGUCAGUCCCGGCAUGCGGGGAAGAAGGGCAGUGGUACUUAUGGUCUUCGCUCAGGCAAGACAAGGCCAGCCUGACAGGGACCAAUCGUCCGUCCGAUCUUUGAUUAGUAGGUUCGCUGGCACGGAAUCCUUUCCAACAGGUUUGAUCAACUCACGAAUGGCCAGUGCGGGCUACUUUACAGCCUCGGAGCAACAGCUCUCCGCCGAGACGGGACCCGUGCGAAUAACCAGCGUUCAGGCACGGCUGGCCCAGUGCUUCUAUCUUCUGUCUCAAUCUCGCAUCAACCACUGUUGGAGUUUGUUCGGAACCACUGCUCGACUGGCCAUGACCAUCGGUUUGCACCGUGCAAGAAGACGUGAGUAUGGUGCCAAGAUCGAUCAUAUCGAAGCUGAAAGUCGGAAGCGCGUCUUUUGGUGUGCCUACAGCUUAGAUAACUAUCUGAGUGCUGCUUUGGGCCGCCCUCGGAUAUUUCACGAUGAUGACAUUGAUCAAGACUUUCCUACUGUUGCUGAUGACUCGUGGAUUCUCAGAGACCGAAUCCUCACCCCCGUGUCGACGACCCAGAGUAUAAUGCUUGCCCCUCUUUACCAUGCCAGGUUGUCCGUCAUAAUUGGUCGCAUACUCCAUGACAUAUAUGGAGUUCGCAGAGGUGGCUUACAAGCGGAAGUAUCCGCCGCCGCUCAACACGGUGCUGAACUUAUCAGUUGGCGUCAAGAGAUUUCCAACUUCCUCGACACCCCAAAUGUGGAUCUUUUGAUGUUGACGUACCAGCGCCAAUACACAGUGCUAAACUUGGCCUUCUAUCACGCACAAAUACUACUCUACAGGCCAUUUAUCCUGCGCAAUUUUGGGAUCAUCAGUCACGAAAGUCCACGAGAUGGCCCGUCCAAUAAACCUGUCGACGAUUAUAUCGAGAUUUGUCUUGACGCGGCCAUGAGGAUUGCCGCCAUUAUCCGCGAGCUUUGCGAGAAAAGGCGGAUGUACAACACGUUCUGGUUCACACAUUACUACGCGUUCUCAGCAAUUAUGAUUCUGUAUUUCCGAGUCAUCCAGCUGUGUGCCCAGAGGGGCAAUGUAGAGGAAGUAUGCCUCAAAUAUCUGCGGAGAGGGGAGUGCGCCCAGCAAGAUCUCGCUAGCUGUAGCUCCCACUCUUCUUUCGUACAGCGCUACAUCGUUGUUCUCGAGGAGCUUCGCCAAGAGGCGCGAACGGCAGUUAAUCAGCCUCUCCCCCAUGAUCAUAGGAUCUCACACAUUGGGGCUCUAGACUACGAGGAAACAAUCCUCCCGGGUGAACCUACACUUAAUCAAACCGAAAUAGCUGGCGGAUUACAGAGUGGCAGCCUGGUACCUCCUAUGAUGGAGGGCAAUCUUUCCCAAUGGGAACAAGAUUUAACUGAGGAUGGCUUUACUGCGCCUGGCCUUUCAGGAUCUGCAGAAUGGGAAGAAGUUGACUCGUUAGCUAUCGCAGGACUGGGGGAGUUAGACUACCUGUUCCCUCAUAUAGACCAUCCUGGAAAAUAG
This is a messenger RNA of Aspergillus luchuensis, 2172 nucleotides long. Its product is annotated as Zn(II)2Cys6 transcription factor. Gene Ontology annotation, cellular component: nucleus. NCBI's taxonomy places the organism in Eukaryota, Fungi, Ascomycota, Eurotiomycetes, Eurotiales, Aspergillaceae. The transcript is spliced from 3 exons. The record is from RefSeq and is a predicted model, not a curated record. Bases 1 to 2172 code for a protein of 723 amino acids. Gene Ontology annotation, biological process: positive regulation of transcription by RNA polymerase II; DNA-templated transcription. Gene Ontology annotation, molecular function: sequence-specific DNA binding; zinc ion binding; DNA-binding transcription factor activity, RNA polymerase II-specific.